Messenger RNA from Cetraspora pellucida, 169 nucleotides. The record is from the annotation of a GenBank genome assembly. Lineage: Eukaryota; Fungi; Glomeromycota; Glomeromycetes; Diversisporales; Gigasporaceae.
GCCUAUGAGGUUAAGUGCUACUGCCUAUCUGCAGGUGCCUGGUGAUACCCGCCAAGUUAGAACAUUGAGACCCUGCAGCACCUCUAUAAAAAGACGUGCAUUAAUAAAUAGGAUAAAGUUAAGGUUUCGUGCCUUGUUAGAUGGUUUUGGUGUAAAUAUCUUUGUGUAA